AUGACUGUGAGGAGGAGCAGCUCUGUCUCUCUGGUUUGUCUCGGGGUGGCUUUCAUCCUCGUCGGUCCGUGUCAGUCGGCCUGUCGGGAAACAGGUAUGUGUUGCACCGGCCGGGACCAGUCAUGCAUCAGCAAAGGAUGGAGGUCUGACCGGUCCUAUGGCACCUGCUACUGCGACCAAGCCUGUGUGUCCACCCUGGACUGCUGCCACGACUAUGAAACAGCCUGCCCAGCGCUGUCCUGUGUGGUGAGCGACUGGACGGGGUGGUCAGGCUGUGCCGAGGCCUGCAGGGCCACAGUCCGAAGGCGGAGCAGGACCAUCCUGCAGGAGCCGCUCAACGCAGGGAAACCCUGUCCCCAUCUGGAGGAGCAUGCUGGCUGCGCAGAGUACUGGUCUCAGCAAGGGAAUUGUCACAACCCACCUGUCCCAGCAUUGAUUAUCACGGGUGGCUAUGGCAACGCCAGGAAGAAAAGAGACAUCCCUGACAGCAGCAACAUUAUAGGGUAUUGUGUCCAGUUUCAGUUGACCUCUCUGACAAAAGGAUGCCAGCAGAGUUCGGGCCCACACACCCAGUGGAUGCAGCACCUGAGGGAAGGGCACCGUGUGUGUGUGGAGUGCCAGCCGCCCGCUCUCGCUGCUGGACAGACACACUGUGCCGGAGACGGAGAGGAAAACGACGAGGGCAGAAGACAGUCUCUCCAGUGGCAGGCGGUGGGAAACCCUCGAUGCAGGGGUGUGUGGAGGCAUGUUGGGAGGCUGGAGUCCUGCUCCUGCCCAACAGCCCACAGCUUUCUUUUCAUUUAACAUCCUCCUUCCUGCUGUUAGGCUCCCCGCUGUACACAUUUACUCAGACUCUGAACAUAAUAAUUAGGAACCAGCCAGAAUAAUAAACAAUGGUCGCUAAAUCUGUUUUAUUAAAGAGUUCUGGUCAAUGCUCAGUUGUGCCUUCUUCUCCAGAUGAGUGCAACUACAUCUACAUAUUUUAUUAAUAUGGCUGAAUAUGUGCCAAUGAAAAUUCCUAUUUCCUAAUCAGAUAAUAAUAAUAUCCUUACUGCUCAAGAAAAAAACUAUUUUGGUUUGCAUCAAAAACGGCAAAUUAACAGUGAAAUGAAAGUCAGAAAUUCCUAAUCAAAAUGUAAAGUGAUCUGAUUUAUUUCAUUGAAGUCAUCCAAGGGAAAUGUUGCUUUUCUUAAGAAAUAGAAAUAUCUUGGGACAUUGAGACACUUUUUUUUACAUGACAAGUACUGGCUCUGUGUGAAUCACAACCAGUCACAACGCCAAAGUUACAACAUGCACUGAACAAUAGAACAUUUAUACAGAAACAACAGCAUAGAAAGUCAACAGGUAAAAAUGUUUUUGUUUUUUUUACAAAACAGACAGCCUCGGGACCUACAAACAACAUUGUAUAAGAGCUGGCUAAGGUCGUUCAAAUAUCUUUUUUCAUUUCCCUGGUAACAGUGUACUUUACAAAGACUGAUGGCUUAGGCAAGGUUGGGGUCAAUUCCACUGAGAACU
Cottoperca gobio is the source of this 1515-nucleotide messenger RNA. Its product is annotated as somatomedin-B and thrombospondin type-1 domain-containing protein. The coding region runs from base 1 to 804 and encodes 267 amino acids. The record is from RefSeq and is a predicted model, not a curated record. Lineage: Eukaryota; Metazoa; Chordata; Actinopteri; Perciformes; Bovichtidae. The transcript has 5 exons.